This is a messenger RNA of Protobothrops mucrosquamatus (brown spotted pit viper), 1234 nucleotides long. It is a transcript of the gene RNASEH2A, whose product is annotated as ribonuclease H2 subunit A. Gene Ontology annotation, biological process: mismatch repair; DNA replication, removal of RNA primer. Bases 41 to 943 code for a protein of 300 amino acids. NCBI's taxonomy places the organism in Eukaryota, Metazoa, Chordata, Lepidosauria, Squamata, Viperidae. Gene Ontology annotation, molecular function: RNA-DNA hybrid ribonuclease activity; RNA binding. Gene Ontology annotation, cellular component: ribonuclease H2 complex. The transcript is spliced from 8 exons. The record is from RefSeq and is a predicted model, not a curated record.
CUUAUGUCCUCGGCCGGGUGCUUUCAGCGCGCGCGCGAAAAUGGAUCUCGGCGAAUUCGAACGGGACAAUUCGGUGAAUUGUUUGUUGGCCUCGGUGGUGCCUCCUAUUUGUCGGACUGAGCCCUGUAGUUUGGGCAUCGAUGAGGCAGGCAGGGGACCAGUCUUAGGUCCCAUGGUCUAUGGAAUCUGUUUCUGUCCUGUGUCUCAGCAGGGAGACCUAGAAACAUUGAAAGUAGCAGAUUCUAAAACUCUGACAGAAGCUCAACGGGAAGAACUCUUUGAGAAAAUAGAUGCAGCUAAGGGGUUUGUAGGAUGGGCCCUACACAUCCUCUCCCCCAAUUUCAUCUCAACUAGCAUGCAGAGGCGGACAAAGUACAACUUGAAUGCACUGUCCCACGAUACAGCCAUUGGCCUAAUCCAGCAUGCACUAGAUUCUGGAGUGCAAGUUGCAGAGGUUUAUGUAGAUACGGUGGGACCAGCGGAGAAAUACCAAGAAAAGCUAAAGCAGCAGUUUCCUGAGCUGGAGGUUACAGUAAAGGCUAAGGCAGACUCUCUUUUCCCUACUGUAAGCGCAGCCAGCAUCUGUGCCAAGGUAGCACGGGAUCGGAUUGUAAAGAAUUGGAAAUUCUUGGAAAACCUGGAAGAAACAGAAUCGGAUUAUGGCUCUGGCUAUCCCAAUGAUCCCAAGACUAAAGAAUGGCUCGCUCAAAACCUGGAACCAAUCUUUGGCUUCCCACAGUUUGUACGAUUUAGCUGGAGCACAGCUCAGCUCAUUCUGGAGAGCAAAGCUGUGCCUGUUCAUUGGGAUGAUACUGAAGAUGACCCAUCCCAGCAGAGUGCAAAGUCCCUGCUGAGCUACUUUACCCGGAAAGUUUCCCCCGUCAAGCAUACACCCCAUCGCUUCUUUUAUGAACGCAAACUUGAGACAGUGACCAGCCUGUAGUGGAUGGCAGGUGGUUUUUGUCUUGUUCAAAAUCAUCUUACUUUGGCUUGACAGAAAACUUUCCUGAUGUAACGUCUACUUUUUAAUGGGAAGUCACAAAUCGUUUGAGCCAUAGCUACAAAACAGUGUGAAACCCAAAGGUUCAACUGAAAGAUACAAAAUUAAACAGAAAGAAUCUGAUAAAUGUUCUUCCUGGAGGCCCUCCUGCCCUUGUGACUAAUUCCUUUUUAAUUAAUAAAUUAUCUAAAACUGAUAGCGAGACUUUUUGUUUGAUGUAAAUUAAUAGGUACU